Molecule: messenger RNA, 1475 nt
Organism: Daldinia loculata
Lineage: Eukaryota; Fungi; Ascomycota; Sordariomycetes; Xylariales; Hypoxylaceae
Exons: 3
Coding region: 180-1322 (380 amino acids)
Biological process (GO): 3'-UTR-mediated mRNA stabilization
Cellular component (GO): nucleus; cytoplasm
Molecular function (GO): mRNA 3'-UTR AU-rich region binding
Source: RefSeq, a predicted model, not a curated record
GUACACCCGCCCCCAUUCAGCGCCAGCCAACAAGAUCUCCUGCGCACCCAUAGCUCUUCGAGGAGACACUGGGAGCUACUAGUUCCUAAUUAACUCGGAUCAAACCACCCAGUCAGACGCGGCUGACAUAGCAAAUACCACCCCAAACUAACAUCGUCAUACACAACCUAUCCGUCAACAUGUCUGUUGCCCAAGACGCUCUCUCGCCGAAUGGUAACGAUCUACCGUCGCUAUCCAUGGGCGAUCUGAAGCUCGAUGAGAACGAGCCUCGCUUAGGCCCGGAUGGCGAGCCCGCACCUAAGACUGACGAGGAAUAUGCUGUAGCACAAUUGACGCUUCGCGCCAUCGUCUCCUCCAAAGAAGCUGGAGUCAUAAUCGGUAAGGGAGGUAAGAAUGUCGCAGACCUGCGGGAUGAUACCGGGGUCAAGGCCGGCGUGAGCAAGGUCGUGCAAGGCGUGCAUGACCGUGUUCUGACCAUUUCGGGUGGCUGCGAAUCCAUUUCUAGAGCAUACGCUAUCGUCGCUCGCGCGCUCUUGGAAGGCGCUCCCGCGGUGGGAAUGGGAGGCGUUAUACAGAGCAGCGGAACACAUCAAAUCAAGCUACUCAUCUCCCACAAUCAGAUGGGUACUAUCAUUGGCAGAGCAGGUCUCAAGAUCAAGCACAUCCAAGACGUCUCCGGCGUGCGCAUGGUCGCGCAGAAGGAAAUGCUACCGCAAUCGACCGAGAGAAUCGUCGAGCUGCAGGGAACACCCGACGGCAUUCAGCGAGCUGUCUGGGAAAUUUGCAAGUGCUUAGUCGAUGACUGGCAGCGUGGCACCGGCACUGUACUCUACAAUCCUGUCGUUCGAACCGCGCCCGGCAGUGCGGGGUCCCUUGGCGGUGCUUCCAGUACUGGCGGGGUAGCGUACAGCAACUCGUCCAGUAGAGGUGAUUACGGCGGCACUCGUGUGAUGCGAACUGGAAACGGUGCCGACUUUAGCAAUGGGGGUGUGCGUCCAUACAAUCGGCGGUCGGACUCUGAUGCGGCCACCCGUGGACCACCAACGCACGAUGAGAAUGGAGAAGAGAUCCAGACUCAGAACAUUAGCAUCCCCGCAGAUAUGGUUGGAUGCAUCAUUGGACGUGCCGGAAGCAAGAUUAGCGAGAUCCGCAAGACUUCUGGCGCCCGCAUUUCUAUUGCCAAGGCACCUCACGACGAAACUGGCGAGCGAAUGUUCACCAUAAUGGGAACUGCGAAAGCCAACGAAUCUGCGCUGUUCCUUCUCUAUGAGAAUCUCGAGGCAGAGAAGAUGCGCCGCAGCCAAUCGCAACCCGCCGAGUAAUCGCUCAUCUCGCUGUUAUGGGAUAUGAUGGCCAUUACAGAGAGGCCAGGAGCCUAUUCAUCUAUCUGGAAUAUUUCUAUUGCUGGGUCUGAUUUUGCGACGUACCCUGCGUUUUGAAGGGGCACUUCAGAUUUGACUUGCCGCAAGGCUGAC